AGGCACAAUGUAAAAAAGAGAUCAGCUACUCCAGUUCAUUAUUUGCAAAGAGAUGAGCAACUCUGCACUGUUUGUUAUCUGCUGCCUAGCAACAGUUGCUAUGGGAGACGACUCGGCUUGUCCAGAACCUUGCAAGAUUCAUCUACAGGACCCCGAGCUACCUUGUGAUAUGAUUCCAGUUAGCUGCUUCACAAUCGAAAAACAUUCCGAAACCUACGAAAGUUGUCACUACGGGGCUAACGUCACUUUCAAUAUAUCAUAUUCGCCGGAAUGCGAGCAUCUCAUCCCCGAACAAUGCAAAGACGAGCUGUCCAGGGAAUCUCAGUGCAAAUACUGCUUCCAGAUGGAUGAGAAGUAUUACACGUGUAAGAAUGAUAACCACGAAUGUAAUCCUAAGAGUUCAGACAGAAGAUCUCGUAAAAUCAAAGUCAGCUGCGAGGUGAACCAUGAGGUUAUCUGCAAGCCGCCCCGCAUCUUCUCUCGAAAAGUUACCUGCAGUUUUACAACCGGUAAAAGCUGGAGCACUGCACUGAUCCUGUCUAUCACCCUUGGAGGGUUCGGAGCUGAUAGAUUCUACCUGGGAUACUGGAGAGAGGGUCUCGGCAAACUGUUCUCGUUCGGAGGUCUAGGAGUGUGGACUAUAGUUGAUAUUAUCUUUAUCAGUGUCGGAUAUGUUUCACCGGCGGAUAACUCCUUAUAUAUACUCACGUGACAGUAACACGUGACAGUAACGCAUGUAGAAGAACGUUCUAAAAACAGGUAACCAAUCACCAUACGGUGUUUUUAUGAAGGAGCAACAGUUUUUACGGAGGAGCAGUAUUUUAUAUGAAGAGGAUGCAUUUGGUAUGCUGAAGGAGCAGCGAGAAUUUUACUGAAUUUACUUUGAGAAAUCUGAGUUAACGAAUGACUGAACAGUAGACUUUCAGACGACAAUUUUAGAUUUAGAUUUCACAUUGCACCAGACCGACCAUAGUUCAUUUGGAAAUAGACAUUUCAUGUGCUCCUUUUUUUAGCAUUUUAAUGAUAUUUUAGCAGUGAGUCGGAGUGAGAUUAAUGUUGCGGAUAUCGGUUCGCUCUGUAAUUUUAUAUCGGUUGAUGAAUUUCCUGAUUAUUGUCCGGGAAUGCUUGGCGCCAGGACAUUGCCAAUUAAUCCGACCAGCAAUCCCAUCUUGCCAGCCAUAAUUACUGAAUAGAAAAACGAAUUAUUUCAACUUGCAAUGUUUCGAAGCUGAGGAGGUCAAAUUUCUUGGGUUUAAGGGUGUUGGGGGAACUUAAUUUAAUGGUUUUUCCGGUUGUUAAGUUUGGGGCUAGUCCCAAGAAACCUUAUCAUGCUCGCGACCACCUCCUCUUAUACAACAAUUCAUUAGGAUCAAUAGGUACGUAUCCGUAUCACACUUCUACUUGUAACUCUGUCCAGAUUACCAGCCCGCUCUUAAUGAGCACUUGUUGAAGGAGUAAUCCUCACUUCCCAUUGGUUCUCCGCCACAAGCACAUCUCUCUGAUUGGUCGCUCAAAUUUGUAGGUCAAUUCUCGCUUGGCACCCAAUUAACUAGGCUAAUAUCUGGAGAAAAUUAUUAAUACCCCCGUUACUAUUUUGAAUUUUCCUAGUCCUGGUGACGUCGCGAUGUGUCACGCGUUACCGUGCUGUUAUUGGCUCAGACCAUAAACAUGAUAUAUAAGACUAGGUUGACUUUAGAUACUUUCAGUUGCACCAUUUUCACGGUUCAUCAUGCCUUAUUUGUGUUAACCACUUUUUAAGUUAUAAUUUUUUGUUUAACUUUUUUAUUGCCGGGCACUUCUGCUAGUUUGAAACGAUCUGAAUAUUUGAUUUGUUUUUUAGUUAUUUGGUAAAAAUAAUUU
Messenger RNA from Bolinopsis microptera, 1860 nucleotides. RefSeq names its product TM2 domain-containing protein 3-like. The record is from RefSeq and is a predicted model, not a curated record. The coding region runs from base 53 to 712 and encodes 219 amino acids. Lineage: Eukaryota; Metazoa; Ctenophora; Tentaculata; Lobata; Bolinopsidae. The transcript is spliced from 8 exons.